Messenger RNA from Drosophila takahashii, 1107 nucleotides. Its product is annotated as very long chain fatty acid elongase 4. Gene Ontology annotation, biological process: fatty acid elongation, polyunsaturated fatty acid; fatty acid elongation, saturated fatty acid; fatty acid elongation, monounsaturated fatty acid. Lineage: Eukaryota; Metazoa; Arthropoda; Insecta; Diptera; Drosophilidae. Gene Ontology annotation, molecular function: fatty acid elongase activity. The record is from RefSeq and is a predicted model, not a curated record. Gene Ontology annotation, cellular component: endoplasmic reticulum membrane.
AUGAUGGCAUCCCUUGGCAAUGACACAAAGACUGUCAGCUACUUUUAUCCGUUUCCGGAUAAGGCGGACGAACGGACGCGGGAUUGGCCUCUGGUGGAGUCGCCUUGGAAUGUUCCCGUCCUGCUGGCCGCCUAUUUUCUAAUGGUUUACUAUGGUCCCAAGUGGACAUCGAGGCACAAGCCGCUGCAGCUGAGAGUGCCACUGUUCUUCCACAGCGUUUCCAUGAUCCUCCUGAAUGGCUAUAUCUGCCUGGAACUCGUCAGCCAAACAAGAGCCCUCGGCUAUAGCCUUGGAUGUCAGCCCUGUCGGGUGAACUAUAGCCCUCAAGAAAUGCGGAUUGCCACGGCCCUUUGGUGGUUCUACAUCUCAAAAGUACUGGAAUUCGCGGACACGGCUUUCUUUAUCCUGCGCCAGAAGUGGACGCAACUGAGCUUCCUGCAUGUGUACCACCACAGCACCAUGUUUGUCUUCUGUUGGGUCGUGGUCAAGUGGGUGCCCACGGGUUCGACUUAUGUGCCUGCCAUGAUCAACUCCUUUAUACACAUCAUUAUGUACAGCUAUUAUGCGCUGAGUGUCCUAGGUCCUCGCGUCCAGAAGUUCCUGCGGUGGAAGCGCUAUUUAACGCGUCUUCAGCUUGUGCAGUUCAUCUUCAUUUUCCUCUGGGCAUCCCAGAUGCUUCUCCGGGGCUGUGAGUACGGAACCUGGAUAACCUUAUCGAUGGCCAUCUACUCGCUGCCUUUCCUCUUUAUGUUCGGAAAAUUCUAUGUCCAAAAUUACAGAGUAGCAACAGUCGAGAAGAAAGCUAAGUAACACGAGAUAGUAAUUUGAUUUUGCAAAAUUAUGCUAAUACUAAACUUAUUAUCACAUGUUAUAUUAACUUCCAUUAAAACCUGACACAGAAAAUAAAGCUUGACUUUAGACACCAAUUAAGAUGCAGUCAUGAAAUGCCAAGUGAAAAUCGGAAAGGCAAAACCCAGACCUUACCCAACGUUUAUGCUCCAGCGACAUCUAAUUAAAUUUGGGGGAAAAAUAUCAACGCAUCAGCGGAGCGAUCAUGGUCAAAAUUCGUAUAUAAGAGGUGAAUGUGGGAAUGCGGCUUAGUCAGUC